Sus scrofa (pig) is the source of this 546-nucleotide messenger RNA. It is a transcript of the gene APOC2, whose product is annotated as apolipoprotein C2. The record is from RefSeq and is a predicted model, not a curated record. Gene Ontology annotation, biological process: positive regulation of lipoprotein lipase activity; positive regulation of phospholipase activity; positive regulation of phospholipid catabolic process. Gene Ontology annotation, cellular component: chylomicron. Gene Ontology annotation, molecular function: phospholipase binding; phospholipase activator activity. NCBI's taxonomy places the organism in Eukaryota, Metazoa, Chordata, Mammalia, Artiodactyla, Suidae.
GUGGUGGCCACGGAGGGGUGGAUCUCAAGAGCUAUAAAGCCUUUCUCUGCCGCGUGGAGCUGGUGAGGACAGCCCGCCAGAGUCCGGUCCCCCGACGCCAUGGGCGCCCGAUCCUUCCUGGCUCUCUUCCUCAUCCUCUUGCUGUUGGCAUCCGAGGCCCAGGGGGCCCACGUGCCGCCGCAAGAUGAGCCCGACAGCCCGGCCCUGCUCACCAAGGUGCAGGAAUCCCUCUACGGCUACUGGGAUACAGCCAAGGCCACUGCCCAGGACCUGUACAGGAAGACUUACCUGCCCACCGUGGACGAGAAAAUCAGGGACAUGUACAGCAAAAGCACGGCAGCUGUGACCAUCUAUGCAGGGAUUUUCACUGAUCAGGUCCUUUCUCUACUGACUGGAGACCAUUAAGAACUGGACCCCCAAGUGUGCGAGAGGGGCGAGCCCUUGGCUCCCCUGAUCUACUCCCCCUACUUCCUAGCAACUCAGCAUCCUGCUCCCAACUCUCUGACCUGACUUCUUAUCAAUAAUAAAAAAAAAAUGCCCAGUUCA